Messenger RNA from Globicephala melas (long-finned pilot whale), 7824 nucleotides. The record is from RefSeq and is a predicted model, not a curated record. NCBI's taxonomy places the organism in Eukaryota, Metazoa, Chordata, Mammalia, Artiodactyla, Delphinidae.
GACUGUGUGGGUUUCCGGGAGGUUACGAGUGCGUCCUAGGCCUCGGGGGUUCCGCAGAUUACAGGCCCAGGGCCCGCGUCCGAGUGUCAGGUUGGAGCCGGGAAACGUCCCAGGGGGUAGCGGCGGCGGGGGCAGGAUGAGCGCGGAGGCGGCGGACCGGGAGGCGGCCACCUCCAGCCGGCCCUGCACCCCGCCGCAGACCUGCUGGUUCGAGUUCCUGCUGGAGGAGUCGCUGUUGGAGAAACAUCUGCGUAAGCCCUGCCCGGAUCCUGCACCAGUUCAACUUAUAGUCCAGUUUUUGGAACAGGCUUCUAAACCUUCAGUUAAUGAACAGAACCAAGUUCAACCUCCACCUGAUAACAAGAGAAAUCGUAUUUUAAAGCUUCUUGCUCUUAAAGUUGCUGCACAUUUGAAGUGGGACUUAGACAUAUUAGAGAAAAGUUUGUCUGUUCCAGUAUUGAAUAUGUUACUAAAUGAACUGCUGUGCAUCAGUAAAGUUCCUCCCGGAACAAAGCACAUAGACAUGGAUCUGGCCACUUUACCUCCAACCACUGCCAUGGCUAUACUUCUCUACAAUAGAUGGGCAAUUAGGACAAUUGUUCAAAGUAGUUUUCCUGUCAAACAACCAAAACCUGGACCUCCUCAGUUAAGUGUUAUGAAUCAGAUGCAACAGGAGAAAGAGCUAACAGAAAAUAUUUUGAAAGUGCUAAAAGAACAAGCUUCUGAUUCUAUCUUGGUACUAGAGGCAGCCCUUAAAUUAAACAAGGAUCUUUAUGUCCACACGAUGAGAACGCUAGAUUUAUUGGCCAUGGAGCCAGGCGUGGUAAAUGGAGAGACUGAGAGUUCCACUGUUGGAUUGAAAAUCAAAACCGAGGAGAUGCAGUGCCAGGUGUGUUAUGAUUUGGGUGCAGCAUACUUCCAGCAAGGCUCUACAAAUCCAGCUGUCUAUGAAAAUGCCAGAGAAAAAUUUUUUAGAACCAAAGAACUAAUUGCAGAGAUAGGUUCAUUAUCUCUUCAUUGUACCAUAGAUGAGAAGCGGUUAGCUGGCUAUUGUCAAGCGUGUGGUGUUCUUGUACCUUCUUCUGAUAGUGCACCUCAGCAAUUGACUCCAUAUAGUCAAGUCCAUAUUUGUUUGAGAUCUGGCAACUAUCAGGAGGUAACAAAGAUUUUCGCUGAAGACAAUUUAACCUUCAGUUUACCUGUGCAGUUCCGGCAGUCAGUCCUAAGAGAGCUCUUUCAGAAAGCUCAACAGGGAAAUGAAGCUCUAGAUGAAAUCUGUUUUAAAGUCUGUGCCUGUAACACAGUCCGUGAUAUAUUGGAAGGUAGAGCGAUUGGUGUUCAAUUUAACCAGCUAUUUCUUAGACCUAAUAAAGAGAAAAUAGACUUUCUUCUUGAGGUAUGUUCAAGAUCAAUAAAUUUAGAAAAAGCUUCAGAUUCUUUGAAAGGAAACAUGGCUGCUUUUCUAAAGAAUGUGUGUCUGGGGUUGGAAGACCUGCAGUAUGUUUUCAUGAUUUCUUCACAUGAGCUUUUCAUUACAUUGUUGAAAGAUGAAGAACGAAAGCUACUGGUUGAUCAGAUGAGGAAGAGAUCCCCUAGAGUAAAUCUGUGCAUUAAACCAGUAACUUCAUUUUAUGAUAUCCCAGCCUCAGCAAGUGUCAACAUUGGCCAGUUGGAGCAUCAGCUGAUAUUGUCAGUAGAUCCCUGGAGGAUUCGACAGAUUUUAAUUGAAUUACAUGGUAUGACUUCAGAGCGCCAAUUCUGGACCGUGUCCAAUAAGUGGGAAAUACCUUCUGUCUAUAGUGGUGUUAUCCUGGGAAUCAAAGACAAUUUAACAAGAGAUUUGGUUUACAUUCUAAUGGCCAAAGGUUUACACUGCAGUACUGUUAAGGACUUUACCCAUGCUAAACAGCUAUUUGCUGCUUGUUUGGAGUUGGUGACAGAAUUCUCACCAAAACUUCGUCAGGUCAUGCUGAAUGAGAUGCUGCUUUUGGAUAUUCAUACACAUGAAGCUGGAACAGGGCAAUCUGGAGAGAGACCGCCUUCUGAUCUUAUUAGUAGGGUGCGAGGAUAUCUGGAAAUGAGGCUUCCUGAUAUUCCUCUUCGUCAAGUUAUUGCCGAGGAGUGUGUUGCUUUUAUGUUAAACUGGAGGGAAAAUGAAUACCUUACCCUGCAAGUUCCGGCAUUUCUGCUUCAGAGUAAUCCAUAUGUAAAGCUUGGACAGCUUUUAGCAGCUACAUGCAAAGAACUUCCAGGCCCUAAAGAAAGUAGGCGGACUGCUAAAGACCUUUGGGAAGUUGUUGUUCAGAUCUGUAGUGUGUCCAGUCAACACAAACGAGGAAAUGAUGGCAGAAUUAGUUUAAUAAAGCAGAGGGAGUCUACAUUAGGUAUAAUGUAUCGGAGUGAACUGCUUUCUUUUAUCAAAAAAUUACGGGAACCGUUGGUUUUGACUAUUAUUUUAUCACUCUUUGUGAAACUUCACAAUGUUCGGGAGGACAUUGUGAAUGAUAUUACAGCUGAACACAUUUCUAUCUGGCCAUCCUCCAUCCCCAACCUCCAGUCCGUGGACUUUGAAGCCGUGGCUAUCACAGUGAAAGAGCUAGUUCGGUAUUCCCUCAGUAUAAACCCAAACAACCAUUCCUGGUUAAUUAUUCAGGCAGACAUUUAUUUUGCAACAAAUCAGUAUUCGGCAGCUCUUCACUAUUACCUCCAGGCAGGAGCGGUGUGUUCUGAUUUCUUUAAUAAGGCUGUGCCCCCAGAUGUUUAUACAGACCAGGUAAUAAAACGAAUGAUAAAGUGCUGUUCUUUGCUGAAUUGCCACACACAGGUGGCAAUUUUAUGUCAGUUCCUCAGAGAGAUUGACUACAAAACAGCCUUUAAAUCACUGCAGGAACAAAACAGUCAUGAUGCUAUGGACUCCUACUAUGACUACAUAUGGGAUGUUACCAUUUUGGAAUACUUGACUUAUCUUCAUCACAAAAGAGGAGAAACAGAUAAAAGACAAAUUGCGAUCAAAGCCAUCGGCCAGACAGAAUUGAACGCAAGCAACCCAGAAGAAGUGUUACAGCUGGCAGCGCAGAGAAGGAAAAAAAAGUUUCUUCAAGCAAUGGCAAAACUUUACUUUUAAGCAUUCAGAGAAUAACAACUAGAAUGACCAGAGGAGUAGAAGAGAUGUUGCCAAAGAUGAGAACAGGCUAAAGAUCAAGAUUUCAGUCUAGAAAGGUAUCUGAAACACACCAUGUGAUUUCAGGUAAGGAUAUACUGAAUACAAACUUAUUCAUCAAAUUUGGCAGAAUUUGGGGAUAGCCCUUAAGGCUCAAAAGAAAAAUGUGGAAGAGGAGAAAAAUACAUUAAGGAAAUUAAUGCAUGAUUCACCGUCCCUCUUCUACCCUCAAAACAAUACAGGCUUCAAAAAUUUCAGAUGAAGGUACUAACGAUAUCCUUAUGUGUUGAAUUUAAGAAAAGUAGAUUGAGAUCGUGUGAAGGAAAAUCUCAGGCAGGAAAGGUGUUUCCUUCUAUCCUAGCACCAUCAUCAGAUAUAAAAAUACUAGGCUGGAUAUAGACCAUUAUUCUAACCUAACAUAGCAUUUAUUGCAUUUGAUUGGUUAAUUAGGUUUCAGAGACCAUUUUAUUGAAUCCAAGUGCUAUAACUAGGUAUAGAGAGACAGCGUUGGUCAUUUUGUUUGGCACAGUUAGCCAUGGAACAUUUCACCUAGAUACUAGUUCUAGGAUCAAACCAGGGACUUAUAAUAGGCUCAGAUACUUUGAAGGGAACCAUGAUAAUUAUCCUUCCACCCAAAUCAUAGUGUUCAGAAAAUGUAUUGGAAAAAACUCACUCAUCUUUCCUAAGGAUUAACAUAUCAAAAGUGGUACAUAGUAUUCUCUGGGAUUAAUGCAUUGGUUAAGACAAAAAAAGUUUGCGGUAAAUAUAUCCAUGGAUAAACUUUGAGAACUUACCUCAAGUUUGGAAGCAAUGAAUAAUGAGGUAAUUCCAAUGAGUUGAAGCAUAUUUUUAUUUAUAUCCUUUUGUGUCAACAUAAAUCUAUCAAAAAAGUCUUGCGCAAGAUAAAAUGUUUCCCUAUGAAGUGUGUAUACUUCACACACCUAGAGAAGAAUCCAUUUAAAUAUUAUUCCAUUAAUUUCUCCAAAUUAGAAAGUUACCUCUUAGCAUACCAGAUUUCAGAACACUUUCUGAAGUCCAACUUGCUUUUUAGGAUACCAAAGCUAAAAUGGGGGAAAAAUUAACAUAUGCUAAUAGGAUAAACCUAUUACAGUCCUCUUAGUUUUAUAGGUUUUUUUCACAUAGACUUACUGUGUUUAUUCCCAGAUACAUUUACACUUGCUGACUAUAGCUGAGUACUUUUUUCCUAUUAAGCUUCUAAUGUUUUUUAAAUUAAUUUUUAUUGGAGUAUAGUUGCUUUACAAUGUUGUGUUAGUUUCUACUGUACAGCAAAGUGAAUCAGCUUUACGUAUACAUAUAUCCCCUCUUUUUUGGAUUUUCUUCCCAUUUAGGUCACCACAGAGCAUUGAGUAGAGUUCCCUUGGCUAUACAGUAGGUUCUCAUUAGUUAUCUAUCUUAUUCAUAGUGUCAAUAGUGUAUAUAUGUCAUCUAAUUUUUAUUGAUGCCAAAUGGGUAAGUUUUUAUGCUUAGUUUAUACUCUAAUAGUUCCAACUGAUUCUCUUCAUCAUUCUAGAUAUACAUUUAACUACAAAAUGACAACUCUGUUCCUUUCAAUGUUCUUACAUCAUUUAAGAAUUAUAGAAGAAAACUGAAUGAAUAACAAUGGUGAUUGACAAAAUUUUUAUCUUAUUCCUUGUUUCUGACUAUAAUGGGAUUCCCCUAAUGUUUCACUAUUGUUAUUAAUAAUAAGUAGUAUCUGUCAUUUCCACACUUAAUAUAGGGAAAGCUUUUAAUUCUCAAAAUAACUUCAUGAAGUAGGGAGGAAACAGAGGGACAGACAUACAUGAGUUUCUAAUAAACACUUAAUGUAUUAAGGAAAUCUAUCCCUAGUUUAUUGCAUAUUAAAAAAUCAGGAAUGUAUACUGAAUUUCAAAAAAUAUCUUUUACAUCUAUGAUAUAUAACCUUAUGAUUUUUCUCCCUUAAACUAUUAAUAGAUUUUCAAAUGUUGGACCAUUUUUGCAUUCCUAGGUUGAAAGAAAUACUAAGACAAAGUAGAGUUUAAUUCUCUGCUGGAUUUGAUUUAUUAUAUUUGGUUUUGUAUAUAUAAUCAUAUAUUUAAGGGAAAAUAGGGAUAAAUUUGAUAGACAACCACUGAAUAAAAAUCAAUGUAACAUAAAAAGGCAAAAUAAAAUAACAUCAACAUAAUUGUGCUUAAGUUGCAUUUGUGAUCAUUAGAUAUUCAGAAAAGUCAAAAUCCAACUACAUUCUUGUACACACGAUUGAAACAUAAUCUUCCCUUCUAGUCAGAAUAAGGAAUAAGAUGACCUGACUCAAAAGGACAACAGUUUGCAGUCUUAACGAACUUUUCUGAUAGCUUCUGAGAUCUAUUCUGCCGUGUGUUUCUCCACCAAAAAGCCUGUGGUAGUUCCCCCUUGGAGUUCAUUGUCUCAAUCUAUAUUAAAGACAGGGAAACUACAGAGCAAAUAUCCAGGGGUUGGGGUAAAAAUUAGUUUGUUAUCAAUAUAAAUAAUCAUUUCAAUAAUUUUAGAGAUUCUUUCAGAAUUAUUAUCCAGAGAAAGGGAAUGGGCCUAAACAAGAGAGGGCACAGAUAUUUAGGGCACAGGCAUUUAGGGACUUCUGGAUCACUAUUAUUCCUUUAGAUUAAUGGUACAGCUCAUUUCUGAAAGGAAUAGAGGGAUAACAAAAGCAAGCUACAUGGAGCCUCGAGGGCUUAGGGCUACUGGAUAUUCAAAGCCUCCUUAUCAUUUAGGAUAUAGAAAUUAGGAUUCCAAAUCAUAAUUUCAUUUUGGUGAUGAAGAAAAGGACUUCUGAGGGUCCUGAAGCCUAGUCCUGGUUCUUUACAUUGCAUAGCAAAAUUCAAAACCUUGUCAAAUUCUGUUCAUCUUGAGUAUCCUUGGCUCCAGGCACAGUGCCUAGUACACAGCGAUACUCAGAUACCACAAUUUCUGAAUUGGGUUUGGGUUGUAUGGGACCUAGUGGCUGUGUCCUCAUGAUUUUACUCUUAUCAAGCAGUCAUUUUCCAUUUUGGUAUCCUCAGCUACAGUGAGUAGCCCCCCAGAAUGGCUCCUGGCAAUAGGUAAUGUACCAUGAAGGCACAUGGAAAGCAUAUUUAUGUCUAAAUGUUUUUCCAUCAUACAAAAAAGGAAAUUUGUAUUCCUGGAACAUACCUCUAAAAGCCAGUCUAGAAGUAUUGACCUCAUCUGUGGCUCCAAUUCAGAAUGCAGAACUUCAAAAUGUUUGUCAUGAACAUAUCUGGUCUCUUUUUUUAACAUGUUUAGCCAAACAUCCUGUGAACAUCCCCAGCUAUGGAAAGGGGCAAAAUAAUUGUGUGACCACAUAAUAUACAAGCUACCUGUUUCACAUAGAGUAAACUCAACUUUCAAACACUGAAAUCCAACUUUGAAUUAGAAUUUGAAAGGACAACCUCUUAAAGUAAAUCAGGAAAAAUUGCUACUUUUAGAAACCAUUUCUUUAGCAUGAAAUUAUACAGCAAGAACUUGGAUUAUGAGAAUCUAAAUUGACAGAUUUCAAGAGUGCUUUCUAGUCCCCAUCUAUUUAUAAUUUACAAAGGCACCUGUUUAAGAUAACGAUGUUUUCUCAAGAGCAACACUAAAAAAGUAAAUAUUUAAAGCAUAUGAUCCCAGCAGAGACAGUCUCAAUCACCUCCAAAUAGAUCAUCACUACAUUACAGUGGGGUUAAGGUGGGACAGUAUGGAGAAGAGGAAGACUGGUGAGUUUAAAUGUAUGAGUCCAUUAAUUUGCUUAUUAAAGCCAAAUAUAAAUUAUUACACUACACAUUUUAUGUAAGUUGUACCUCUUAGUCAUUCAUUAACUAGAAAAAGUAUAGACCUUAGUAAGUAGGCUUGGUAAGAAAGAAAAAUAGCUGAUCUAUCAAAUGAAAAUGCUGUACAUGUUAAAAUACUUCCAUGUUAGCAAUUUAGAUAAAUUAUUUAAACUCCAUUAAAAAUGUGAUUCAGGGUUUCCCUGGUGGCACAGUGGUUAAGAAUCCAGCUGCCAAUGCAGGGGACACGGGUUCGAUCCCUGGUCUGGGAAGAUCCCACAUGCUGCAGAGCAGCUAAGCCUGUGCGCCACAAUUACUGAGCCUGCGCUCUAGAGCCCGUGAGCCACAACUACUGAGCCUGUGUGCCCUAGAGCCCAUGCUCCGCAACAAAGAGAAGCCACCACAAUGAGAAGCCCGUGCACAGCAAUGAAGAGUAGCCCCCGCUCACCGCAACUGGAGAAAGCCCGCGCGCAGCAAUGAAGACCCAACGCAGCCAAAAAUAAAUAAAUCAUAAAUAAAUAAGGUGAUUGAGUUCUUCUGAUAAGGCUUACAGUCUUCAGCAAGCAAGUGAAAAUAAUGUUAUAGAAUCAAUGUUUUAAAUACCCGUGUCAUUUGCAAAUAGCAUUACUGUCAGAUAAAAUAAUAUAUGCUUAAAGACUAGUAAAAAAAACAGUUUUUCUACAAGUUUUUCUAAUAAUGAAAGCAAAAAAUACCUCAAAAUAGCACCAUAUAUUACAUCAGUAAAUUUUAAUCUUUGACAUUAAAUUACUGAAAUUUUUCUUACCUUAAAUCAGGCAAAGGUGAAGGAUUAAUGAAAAGAUUUUUAAAUCUGUAAUUUGUAAAUCUGGAGAAGUCGCUUGUUCCUAUUUCUUUGUGGGGUGUUUCAAUGAUAAUGCAAGGACU